Chenopodium quinoa (quinoa) is the source of this 2385-nucleotide messenger RNA. RefSeq lists its product as uncharacterized. The coding region runs from base 1 to 2385 and encodes 794 amino acids. The transcript has 2 exons. NCBI's taxonomy places the organism in Eukaryota, Viridiplantae, Streptophyta, Magnoliopsida, Caryophyllales, Amaranthaceae. The record is from RefSeq and is a predicted model, not a curated record.
AUGGCCCAAGAUCGGAAAACUAUGCAAUGUUACUUACUAGUAUAUGGUACAGACAGUAGUUAUAACCCAUGGGUGAGUUACGGAGAAAAUGAUAAACAAGAUGGUAAUAUCGAAAAUGAUGAGAACACGAUGGAGGUCUCAAAUGACGAAGAGGAUGAAAUGCCUUUUGAUGACAUGGCUCCAUUGGUUUUUGAUGCAACAAAUGCAUGGAAUAAUAAUACUACAACUUCUGAAGUUCCCAUUGAUAGUGACAGUAGUUAUAACCCAUGGGUGAGUUACGGAGAAAAUGAUAAACAAGAUGGUAAUAUCGAAAAUGAUGAGAACACGAUGGAGGUCUCAAAUGACGAAGAGGAUGAAAUGCCUUUUGAUGACAUGGCUCCAUUGGUUUUUGAUGCAACAAAUGCAUGGAAUAAUAAUACUACAACUUCUGAAGUUCCCAUUGAUAGUGGUAACACCAUGGAGUUUGGUUCUAGUAGUUGCAAUGAUGAAACCCCUAAUAAGGAGUUCAUGACGACGUUACUUAAAGAUAUAGAGGUCGAGUUGUAUCCAGGGUGCAAGACAUUUAAAAGAUUGGAGUUUCUUGUCACAUUACCACACAUCAAAGUUAGUAACAAGUGGAGUGAUAAGUCUUUUUCAAUGUUAUUGAGUGCAUUGCAUAGGGCAUUUAAUCAUGAUAAAAAGUUUCCAGCAAAUUCUUAUGAAUCAAAAAAAUAUACAAAAGCACUAGGAUUAGAUUAUAUAAAGAUUGAUGCUUGUGUAAACCAUUGCAUUUUGUUUCGGAAGGAGUUUGCAAAUGAAGAAAAAUGCCCUAAAUGCUUGGCUCCUAGAUGGAAGGACAAAGUUGUGCAAGGUGGUGAUGUAUCUUCAGGGGAUGAAGGCGACGAAAGUGUUGCCGGAAAAAAAACUCGAAUUCCUCAAUUAGUUUUACAUCAUUUUCCUCUUAUUCCAAGGUUGCAAAGAAUGUUUGUGUCCUCAAAAUUAGCAAAGCAUAUGCGAUGGCAUAAGGAUGAACGCCCAAAUGAUGAGGUAAUGAGGCACCAAGCUGAUUUAGAAGCAUGGAAGUCUUUGGAUACCCUAUAUCCAGAAUUUGCUGCUGAUGCUCGUAAUAUACGCUUGGGUUUAGCAAGUGAUGGAUUUAAUCCUGGGGCUAACAUGAGCAGCAGAUAUAGCAUUUGGCCAGUAAUGUUAGUGCCAUAUAAUUUACCUCCUUGGAUGUGCAUGAAAAGUGACAAAAUUAUCUUAUCUUUGCUAAUUCCUGGUCCUAAAUCUUCAGGGAAUGAUAUAAAUGUUUUUUUGCAACCUUUAAUUGAUGAACUUAAAGAAUUGUGGGAGAUAGGAGUAAAACCUUUUGAUGCUCAUACCAAGCACACUUUUAAUAUGCGAGCAGUGUUGGUGUGGACUAUUAGUGACUUUCCAGCUUAUGCUAAUCUUUCUGGUUGGAGCACUAAAGGGAAACUUGCAUGUCCUUAUUGUCAUAAAGAUACACGAUCAUUUUGGUUAAAACAUGGGCGCAAAUACUGUUAUAUGGAUAAUCGAGUGUUUUUAGAGACAGAUCACAAAUGGAGACGUAAUAGGAGUGCAUUUGGUGGGAAAGUCGAACGGGGUCCUCCUCCUACUCCACUUACAGGACAUGAUGUUUUAGAGAAAUUAAGUGGCUAUUCAAAUGUGGAGUUUGGAAAAGGUGUUACUAAAAAAAGGAAAAAAGGCGAACAAUACAUCGUGCAUCAGUGGAAGAAGGAAAGUUGUUUCGUUCAAUUUCCAUAUUGGAGGCAUCUUUUAGUGCGACAUAACUUAGAUGUUAUGCAUACUGAAAAAAAUGUAUGUGAAAGCAUAUUAGGCACACUACUUGAUUUAUCAGGAAAGAACAAAGACUCCUUAAAUGCUCGAUUGGACUUAGAUAGUAUGAAGAUGCAUAGUCAGCUACGUGCAACAUAUUUAGGAGAUAAAAAGUGGAAAAUCCCUCCGGCAUCUUACAACCUAACUUUGAAUGAACGGAGGAAAAUAGUUACCUUUCUGUCAAAGCUGGCUUUUCCAGAUGCUUAUGCUUCAAAUAUAUCGCGGUGUACUUCUUUACAAGAUGGAAAGAUCAUGGGAAUGAAAACUCAUGAUUAUCAUGUUUUCAUGCAAGAUUUGCUCACGCCUGCCUUUAAAGGUGUCAUAGAUGAGAAGGUUUUGGAACCUUUCAGGGAGCUUAGUUUAUUUUUUAAACAAUUAUGCUCAAAAACUUUGAAGGUUUCCGACUUAAAGCAAAUGGAAUCAAACAUUGCAGUCACCUUGUUCAAGUUAGAACGUAUAUUCGUUCCUGCAUUUUUUGGUGUGAUGAUACAUCAUCCAAUGCACUUAGCCACUGAAGCUAGGAUGGCUGGCCCUGUGCAUUGUCGCUAG